AUGGCUUCUAAGUCCGAUUUAGAAAGUCAACUGACUGAUUUACAAGAAGCCAAUGAAUGCGCAGUGACUGAGUUGUCCAGAGCUGAAAGAAAACUUGUUGAAUUAAAAGAAGAAAAUGAAAGUCUCCAAACUGUGACAAAAAUAACUAGUGACGAUUACAGAGGACAACACGAUAAAUUACAAGGCGAGCUGGACAGACUAAGAAGCAGAGACAGCCGACAUCAAGACAGUCGACACUCAAGAUAUGGUGGAAAUAACUCGCAUCUUGAAGAGGAAAUGCAACAACUGAGAGAUGAUUUACGAUCCUUACGAGAACAACAUCAUUGUUUAAAUGAUGAAAACACAGCUCUUCGCACCGACAUAUCUAAUCUGAAAAAAAAUUAUUCGCACAUAGAACAUGAAGCUACCACACUGAACAAGGAAAAUACACGGCUUUCGGAGGUUGGACCAAGAGAACGAGAAGAAUUAUACACAAGACUUGAUCGAUAUCGAACAGAAAAACAAGAAGCCUUGGACGAAAUCCGAGCAUUGAAAGACCAACUUCAGAUCAUUACCACUAGAGAAAGCACUCCCUCCAAGAGUUACUCAUCAAUGUCCACUUCACACAUGAAUACAAGCAAAUAUUACACUUCUCCAGAGGGAAGGCAAUCACAUAGUGGAACAUCACAUUCUAAGUAUACUCCCACACCACCAAAGUUAAACAAGAGUUCUCCUGCAUCUGUUUCACCACCGCACAGGGGCUACCCAGCCUGGGAGGGAGACAAACUAUCUCCCGCUUCAGAUGCCAGUGAUUCAACCGCUGUCUUGACUGCAGGAUGGCACGAGGACAGAGUGCAUGAAGGAUUUGGUGCUGUGGAUGCAUUGACUGCACAAAUCGAUAAAGAAUUAGAGCGAAGCAGAAAGAAGGAUAAUUUACGAGCGACACGAAAAACUUUGCACUACACAGAAACAGAUGAUACUUCAACUACAUAUAGUGGUUUUGAUGAUCCUCCCAUAACUAAUAACAUACACAGCCGAAAAGGACGAUCUGCGUCUCACCAUCGAUAUUCAAGUGGCCAAUUGAGCAGCAGUAGUUCAAUGUCAUCACUAUUAGACGAUUUUGAGGAUAUUGGAUCAUUCGGUACAGGGAACAUUAAAAGACGACCACAGGCUAUUGAAAAGAAAGACAGACAUUCCAGUAAAAAGACAGAAUACAACACAAUCAGUAAAGCCUCUUCAGUGCAGACUUUAAAUACAUAUAGUCGUGGUUUGGAUUCUGGUUAUGACAACAUUGGUAAAUCUCACUCACGGCAUAACCGUCAUCGAACUCUAUCACCUCCACCACCCACAGAAACCAGAGUACCACAACCCGUUGGCUUCCGCAGCAUAUCACCAUCUCCAGUAAUUACACAGCAUAAUAGAGAUCUUCUCGGUCACACUGUUGGCGAAAGAAUCAACUUCAAUUUUCCAGCCCGUCCAUAUGUUCCUCGAACUCCUGUAGAUGUUAACAUUGGUGACAUGGUGAAAUUUUCAAGACCGGGUGGUAAAAUUAGUAAAGGAGUUGUUAAGUAUAAUGGUUACUUACCAGGACGCAAUGACACUUACCUCGGUGUUGAAUUAGAGUAUGAAGACGGUAAACAUGAUGGUGUGUUCAAUGAGCAAAGAUUCUUCCGGUGUCGACCAAACAAGGGAGUGUUCGUCAGUUUUAGAAAGGUCAUCAUGGUCUGGAGUCAUUAAGACAGACAGAUACAAGACAAUAGUGAUGCCAUGGUGAUGCCAUGGUGUUGCCAUGGCAAUAAAUAUUUGAACUUUUGAAGUGACCCUUAAUUCCUCAUUCAAAAUGGCUUCACUAUAUGCUUAUUUUAAUGCCAAAUACAUUUGUAAUGUGGAAAAUGUGUGCAUACUUUAUUUUUAUUAUGAUAACCCAACACAAAGAAAUCUGUCUUUGAUGAAAAAUGCCAAAUUUUUACUAAAUAUAUUAACUGAUAUAUUGGUGUAAUAUUCUUUAUAUUAUUAACUGUGAAUGAAUUGAUUUUGUAAAAUAAUUAAAAUUACAAAUUUUAUAAAGAAUUUGUGGUAAUAAUAACAGGGUGUGAUUGUACAUAUUGACAAUAAUGAAAAUAAAUUGUACAGUUUUAUAAAAAACUUCUCUGUACAAAAAAAUAAAUUUGUAUUUUCUUCUAUAUUUGGAAUUUUUUGAAAAAAAUUACUUCUUUGUGGUGUUUAUGUUCUCCAUAAAUCCAUUGACUCCCCAUAGAUUUAGAUGAGUCAUAAUGCCAAAGUAAUGUUUUAGGGGUGAAUGUUUUUAUAGAUAGAAUUAUUGUACAUUUUUACAAAAUAUUAUCACCAAAAUGUCUGAUAGUUUUAUAUCAUUUAAAAGUUGGUGUCACAAUUCUUUUUAUACUCAACUCCUAUUCUGUAAAAUGAUACAUUCUGCUCUCUUUAAAUUAUGUACUAUAAUAUCACAAGUCAUUCCAUCGUUUUAUUGAGCGUUAGGGGCCAAGCCAUGAUUGGUUGCUUUUCUUACAACUAAAAAUGUAUAUAUAUAAUUUUUUUGACAUAUUUGCUCUACAACUACGUAUACGUAUACAAUAUUGUAUGUACAAACAUAACGUCCAUGAUUCUUUUGACGCUUUUCAUGUAAAGUAGUUGCUGUCUGUCAGUGUGCAAACUCAGGCACUGAGCCAGUAAUAAUUCAGUAACAUAAAUAAUGUUACUGUGCACUGCCUUCCUAUCCCUUAGUUUGGAGUGAGACCAGUACAGGAAGCAAGGAUUUCACAGUUCAUGGUGAUAGUAUCAUUUCACAGUGCGUGAUACAUGUUAUCUUGUGAUCCCUAUGGGUACAAAGGGACAAAGUAUGAGAAACAUUGACUAUACAAUAUGGACGGUGUAAUAUUCAAAAUAUGUGUAUACUUGAGUACUGAAAAAAAAGUUUGACGACACAUUUUUGUUUUAUCUACAUUGGUGCAGAUGUAGGUGUCGAGUUAUGUUAUAUUUUAAAUAUUACACUGGUAAAUAAUUGUUUCAACCAUUUUUCAAACCCCAAACCAUGCAAAAACCAAAAUUCUCGACAGAUAUAACCUAUCCUUAUCCUUCCCUAAAACCUAAAACUAGUGGCUGCCCUGUGACAAAAAUAUCACUCACCCCUGAACUCUACACCAAUGCCUAUUUAUCUUUUCUGGUUGUGCAUUAUUAAUUUUUUUGUGUGUAUAAUAAACAUUGUUUUUGUUUGUAAAUUAUGUAACUUCUAGCUUGUCUAAUUUAUAAAUUAAUUUCAGGAAUGUAAAUUUGUUUUAAUGUUUUGUAAUUAUGACUGCAUGUUUAGCCUUGUUACUUAGAAACGAGGGCAGUCUUGAUGGGAUUCAGUAAACUGUGUUAGAAGUAAUUUUCAUUAUAAACAUAAUAUAGAUGGAUUUUAUAUUAAUUUUGCUAUUAAAUAAUAAUAAAAAAUAAACCCAACAUUCAACAACGAA
This is a messenger RNA of Saccoglossus kowalevskii, 3452 nucleotides long. RefSeq lists its product as uncharacterized. The record is from RefSeq and is a predicted model, not a curated record. Lineage: Eukaryota; Metazoa; Hemichordata; Enteropneusta; Harrimaniidae.